CUCUAAGAUCAGCUUUGUUUGGAAACUAGGAAGGGAGGGAGGGAGAGAGGGUAAAAGUGGUGGAGAAAGAGAAAAGGGAAAAACGAAUAAUUUCGUUUCUUUGUUUGGUUAGGUUAAUUUGUCAUUUAUAUUUUUCUCUCUCUAUCAAUCAAAAUAUUUAUGUUUGAGUAGAAAACAAAAUGUGUCCGUCUUCUUAUAUUAGAUUUUCUCUUCUUUAAAAACAAGAAUGUCCUUUCUUUUAGAAGGGUCGGCUUAGAGACAAGCAAAACCUCUGCCAAAAUUUUAAGCAUUGCAUCUCCUUAAGUCCAGUAAGUUCAAUCUCUCAUGUGCAUUUCCUGCCUAAGAGGCUUGCUUAUUUAGAAAAUAUUGGAAAAUGAUUCGUAACCCAAAAGUUAAAUGUUUUAGAGAGUGCACACCAACUGUUUGAUAAUUUGCUCCGACGUUGAUGAAACACCUCACCAUGGAAAUGAUGCUCACUUUCCCUGUAAAAAUCCAACUCCAAAGCAACAAGUGCACUUUCCCUCUCCACUCAGAUUUCUUACCCGGUAAAAGCAGAGACCAUUAUUUCUCUAAAUCCAGCAAAUUCCCCAAGAAAAAUACCAUUUCUGUUUCUACCUCUAUUACUUGCUCUAAUCCAGGGCCUCACAAACUAGUCCGAGAUCGCAAGUUGGACAAACAUGUCGUCAAGAACAACAAUAUUCGGUUCGUUCAGAAGCUUAAAACACUGCUACUUUCAAAACCAAAGCAUUUCAUGCCUAUCAAUGUUCUUUCAAAAUGUAGGGGCUAUUUAACCCUCUCAAAACCUCGGUCUAUUCUUUCGAUGAUUCAUCGUUAUCCGACAAUCUUUGAGCUCUUCACUAUACCAACACCUCCUACUCCAUACAACGCCACGAAACCACUUUCUCAGCUGUGUGUUCGCCUCACUCCAGCUGCUGCUGCCCUGUUUCGUAAAGAAUUGGAACUGAAAUCUGCCGUGUCAGUUCUUUUGGCUGCUAAGUUACAGAAGCUUCUAAUGCUCACGACCCAUCAUAGACUAUUACUGUCCAAGCUAGUUCAUAUUGCACCUGAUCUUGGUUUGCCUGUUAAUUUCCGUUCUCGCCUUUGCAAUGAGUACCCUGAUAAGUUUCGUGUUGUGGAUACUUCUUAUGGUCGUGCCCUUGAGCUUGUUUCUUGUGAUCCAGCUCUAGCGAAUGCUUUACCAUCUCGUGCAGUUGACCAUGUUUCACUAGGAUUGAUUGUAGAUAGACCAUUAAAGUUCAAGCAUUUGAAACUUCGAAGGGGACUUAAUUUGAAGAGGCGGCAUGAGGAGUACCUUAUAAUGUUUAAAGAAUUACCGGAUGUGUGUCCGUAUAAAACAAAAGUAAAAGAUUUCUAUAAAGAAUCGAUCAAUGCAGAAAAGAGGGCUUGUGCAGUGGCGAGGGAAGUUUUGGGAAUGAUGGUUGAGAAGAGGACUUUGGUUGAUCACUUGACACAUUUUAGGAAGGAGUUUGGCUUGCCUAACAAAUUAAGGGCUAUGCUGAUUAGGCACCCUGAGUUAUUCUAUGUGAGUGUGAAGGGGCAGAGAGACUCUGUCUUUCUAGUAGAAGGCUAUAAUGAUAGAGGCAAACUAUUGGAGAAGGAUGAAAUGCUGGUCAUAAAAGAUCAGCUGAUGAAACUUGUUAGGGAGGGGAAGAGAAUGAGAAGAGAAAGAAGGAAGGCUUUUGCCAAAGGUGACGUGAACGAGUAUUGCAAGAAUCGUCAAGAUGAUGAUGAAGUUGAAGACGACAACUACUUUGAACAAUUUGAUGGUUUAGAUGAAUUGUUUGAAUAUGAAAAUUCUGAUUCAGAGAAAGGUAUAGAUGAUGAUGAUGAUGAUGAUGAUGAUGAUGAUGGAGAUUUUGGUUCUAAGGAUGGCUCUGACUAUGAUGAAAACAUCGAAUUAUGGGCUAUCCGAGAUGAAACACAGUUCUGGACAACUGAGGCGCAUACUUGUAUGCAAAAUGAGAUCGCAGGAAGUUCAGGACCUUGGUAGACUGACUCCAUUGAAGCACUUCCUAUUCUACUGACUAGGACUUGUAGUUAAUAUAUAUGUAAAGAUUGUACUUGUCGCUUCUUGUUUCUGAAGGUAUUAUUUUCUUUUCCAACGGUAUUUAUUUAUUUAUCAAGAACAUAGUAUUUAAAGUCCAA
Nicotiana attenuata is the source of this 2166-nucleotide messenger RNA. RefSeq names its product protein ROOT PRIMORDIUM DEFECTIVE 1. The record is from RefSeq and is a predicted model, not a curated record. The transcript has a single exon. Lineage: Eukaryota; Viridiplantae; Streptophyta; Magnoliopsida; Solanales; Solanaceae. The coding region runs from base 446 to 2011 and encodes 521 amino acids. Gene Ontology annotation, molecular function: RNA binding.